AUGGAUAUGAUGGUUUCGACCUUACAGCAGCAGCGGGCUGUCACGGAACAGCUCAGGCGGGAGGCUGCUAUCAGACGCGUUCCCGUUUCCGUUGCUGUGGCAGAUAUCGUUCGAUACAUUAACGAACACGAUCAAGAAGAUUGUCUUCUUGUCGGAUUUUCCAGCCAGAAAGUUAAUCCUUUCAGAGAAAAGAGUUCAUGCACUGUCCUUUAA
Messenger RNA from Danaus chrysippus (African queen), 213 nucleotides. The record is from the annotation of a GenBank genome assembly. Lineage: Eukaryota; Metazoa; Arthropoda; Insecta; Lepidoptera; Nymphalidae.